Messenger RNA from Girardinichthys multiradiatus, 6358 nucleotides. Its product is annotated as sodium-coupled neutral amino acid transporter 3-like. The record is from RefSeq and is a predicted model, not a curated record. The coding region runs from base 646 to 2232 and encodes 528 amino acids. The transcript is spliced from 17 exons. Gene Ontology annotation, molecular function: L-asparagine transmembrane transporter activity; L-glutamine transmembrane transporter activity; L-histidine transmembrane transporter activity. Gene Ontology annotation, biological process: asparagine transport; L-glutamine transport; histidine transport. NCBI's taxonomy places the organism in Eukaryota, Metazoa, Chordata, Actinopteri, Cyprinodontiformes, Goodeidae.
AAGUAAGAGUUCGACUUCUGCGUGCACUUAAAGGGGUACUCAUCCAAUUCGUUAAAUGAAUGCACAUAUUAUGCGUGAUGUCCUCGCGCUUACAUUCUGCCCUUAAUUUCCCGUUCGUGCGCGACUUGAAAUGCCCAAGAUGCCACCGACUCUACAUGAACAGACGGCCGCAAUUCUCGAGAAUCUUCGAGCUCAGCCUUCGUGACGGAACAGUCCGUUCCAAAACGAUCACAAAGGCGCGUGCCAAGCGCUCCUGCGCGCGCCGGCUUCGCAACAGACCACCCAGACACUUUCAGCAUCAUCAGCUGUGCGCGCGGUAGGCGGACCCCGAGCACUCUCCACAUCCCACUUUGGAGAAGAUUACUAGAAUAAUUUACCGGGGAAACACAUGUCAGUGAGGCUACGGGGAGGGAAGGCGCUCGGACGUGUCGCUGGACAGAAGAGACGAGACACGAAGGUCGAGACACAGCCGAGCUGCGAGGCGAGAGCUGCGUGGAGAUAUUUAGAUUUGGACGAGGGCACCGUUACUUCCCUGAUCCCCGGAGGAAAAUCAAACAUCACCUUCAAAACAUCACCUUCAAAGCACUUACCACAUUCAGGCAUUUACACAUUUCAAAGGACAGAAUAUAAGUUACCUGAGGAGACAUGAGUGAGGAUAAACCAGCUGAGACUGUGGAAAAUUCCUCAGCGGAGGUGAACGCUAUUCCUAAUGGGAAGGGCCAUGAACCUGGAGAGGAGAUCACGGCAUCUGCAAAAACACCUCCCGCAGAAGACAGUGAAAAUACUUGUAGAGAGACUCUAGCUAAUAGCACCCAGAAUGCUGGUCCUCACAGAACUGAAAACACAGAAGCCAGCCUCCCAGAGAACCAGGAGUUCUUAUCAGCCGCGGAGGACAAGAAAACACCACGCUUCACGGAUUUUGAAGGGAAAACCUCCUUUGGGAUGUCCGUUUUCAACCUGGGCAAUGCAAUCAUGGGAAGUGGAAUUUUAGGACUUGCAUACGCCAUGGCCAACACAGGGGUCGUCCUGUUUCUGUUACUACUCACCGUGGUUGCAGUUCUGUCAUCAUAUUCCAUCCAUUUACUGCUAAAGUCUUCCGGUAUUGUAGGUAUUCGUGCAUAUGAGCAGCUUGGCUACAGGGCCUUUGGGACCCCAGGAAAGAUGGCUGCAGGUAUUGCCAUAACGCUCCAAAACAUUGGAGCAAUGUCCAGUUAUCUUUACAUAGUCAAGUAUGAGUUCCCUUUGGUCAUCCAGGCAUUUUUGAAGGUAGACAAACCUGCAGGUGAAUGGUACCUGGAUGGAAACUAUCUGGUCAUUAUUGUCUCUGUGGCAGUGAUAUUACCGCUGGCUCUGAUGAAACAACUGGGAUAUCUGGGAUACACCAGUGGAUUCUCGCUGAGCUGCAUGGUUUUCUUCCUAAUUUCUGUGAUUUAUAAGAAGUUCAAUCUCCCUUGUCCAUUCGUGGACUUUGCUCUUAACAGCACUGGCGGCGUGAUGAAUGUCACUGCCACCGACUCUGGUGGGGGGGACAAUCUGGCCUGCAUUCCCAAGAUGGCCAACCUCAAUACACAAACGGCCUACACCAUUCCAAUCCUGGCGUUCGCCUUUGUGUGCCACCCUGAGGUCCUUCCCAUCUACACAGAGCUGCGCAAUCCCACCAAGAAAAAGAUGCAGCAUGUGUCCAAUAUCUCCAUUGCAGUUAUGUACGUCAUGUACUUCCUGGCUGCUCUGUUUGGAUACCUAACUUUCUAUGAUGAAGUGGAAGCAGAGCUGCUUCACACCUACAGCCGCGUUGACCCCUAUGACACUUUAAUCCUGUGCGUUCGUGUGGCUGUACUCACUGCUGUCACACUUACUGUACCAAUCGUGCUUUUUCCUGUAAGGAGAGCGAUCCAGCAGAUGAUAUUCCCCAAUAAAACCUUCUACUGGCCUCGUCACAUUGCGAUUGCCAUCACUUUGCUCAUGUUCAUCAACCUGCUGGUCAUCUUUGCCCCAAAUAUCCUGGGCAUCUUUGGGGUUAUUGGUGCCACGUCUGCUCCCUGUCUCAUCUUCAUUUUCCCUGCUGUCUUCUAUAUUCGCAUUGUACCCAAAGAAGAGGAGCCUCUGCGCUCAGUUCCAAAAAUCCUGGCCGCAUGUUUCGCUGGGAUCGGUUUCCUAUUCAUGAUAAUGAGUCUCAGCUUUAUCAUCAUUGACUGGACAUCGGGCAGCAGUAAAGCCAGCAGUGGUCAUUAGAUACCUGCUGCUGCAUUGUUUUUUUCAGCUUUUAUAUCGUUGAUUUGAAUUUGUGUUGGUAAUGUUAGUAUUUUGAUGUCAAAUCACUGAUGUUUGAAGAUGCCCUUCCUUUUCUGUAGAGAAAAUCCUCCACAAAGAUGACCGUUUAGUGGGGGGGAGGGUUAACUCAACUCUCUCCUCUUUAAACGCUUUGCUUCUGAUGGGGAUAAAUUAUAAUGUACAUCCUACCAAUUAGUAAUGGUGGAUCCAGGCCAGUGAAAGUGCUUGGAAAGCUAACAGUUAAGUUGCUGAAGUGCCAGAUGUGUUGUGAUUGACGGUGACACUUGGAGUUUUGUGAAGAGAAAGUGAAAAAGCAAAGAUAAGGCGAGCCCCUGUCCCCUGAGAGGAUCUUUAAUAUGAAAACUAAAAAUCAUACAGAUAGUUUGAUCUGCCUCCUGUUUACCAGGUAAUGUAAAAUGAUUUAUAUAUAUAUUGUUUUUGAAUUUCUGUACUUAUAAUUAAUUAUGCAAUCAUAUUUUUUCACAGCUGUUGCACUUUAAAAGUGCAAAAGACAAAAUUUUGGGCUCUACUUUUGCUUAUGACAUGAGAGAACUGUAAACACUCAUUACUGAGAAUAAACGUGGCCAAUUAGCUCAGCUGACAAAGUUCAGACAUGCAGCUGUUUCUUUAAGGUUUGCCACCUAAACAUUAUGCUCUUCUAACUCCUGCUGCUGCUCUUUAUUUUAUAUCUUGAGGUUUUCAGCAUUCUCUCAACACUUCCUGUGGACCAGGGUGUUAUACUACAAAGUGUAAAGCACAGCUACAUCUGUCCCAUAAGAUAUAGCCUAAAAAUGUAUUUUGUAUUUUUACUAGAUAAAGAAGCUAAGAGUGAUUAGCUGGUUCUGGAUAUCUUGGCAGGCACAUUUUAAAUUCUAUCAACAUAGCACAAUAUAUGCAAGAAUGCCUCAAUUGUGCAGGUAUUCCUUAUUUUCAGUAUUACCUUGUAAAAGGACGGGUUGAAAUGGUACGGACAACCUCGUCUGUUGGAUUUCUUAGAUCUACAAGAUGACUGCAGUGAUGAGAAGACUGCUGAUGAUCAGCAAGGACUGGGAAGGUGCUCUUGGAAGAUUUAAUGACCUGUUUUCAAUCAUUUAAUAGUUGUAAUAAGAAAUGACCAAAACAUACAGCGCCUUGCAAUAUUAUUCAUGCCCCCUGGGUUUUUUUUUUCACAUUUUUGUCAUGUGCCAACCAUAAACGCCAGUAUAUUCAAUCAAAGUUUUAUGUGAUGUACCAAUACACUUUAAUCACAUAACUGUGAAGUGGAAAUGUGAGUAUUCAUGGUUUUCAAAAUAUUUACCACAAAAAAUUUAAAAAGUGUCACAUGCCUUUGUAUUCAGGCCUUCUGAGUCAAUAUUUUGUAGCACCCCCCUUUCACUGCAUUACAGCUGGAAGUAUUUUGGGGCAUGUCUCUACUAGCUUUGCGUGUCUAGAUUCUGACAUUUUUGACUAUUUUUUCCAAAACAAUUCAAGCUUGGUCAAAUUGGGUGAAGAGCAACUAUGAAGAGCAAUUUUCAGCUCUUGUCACAUUUUCUCAAUUCAGUUUGGGUCUGCACUUUGACUGGACCAUUUUAGCAAAUUAAUUUGCUUUGAUUUAAACAAUUCCACUGCGGCUCUGGCUGUAUGUGCAGUGUUGUUGGGAGGUCAAGCUCGGUCUCAAGUCUUUAGUAGCCUUUAUUGGGCUUUCCUCCAGGAUUGAAAGAAAAUCCUUUGGUUCCAUCCAUUACUUAACUCUCCGGUCCCUGCUGGCACUAUCAUGUUUCCGGGUGAGGAUGUUGUGUUCACGGCGAGGUGCAGUGUUAGUUUUCCUACACACUAAGUUUAGCGUGUAGGACAUAAAUUCAGUUUGGUCUCAUCUGACCGGAGCACCUUGUUCCAUAUGUUUGCUGUGCCCCCUACAUGGCUUGUGCCAAAUUGCAAAGAGGGCUACUUAUGGCUUCCUCUUAACAAAGGUUCUCUUUUUUCCACUCUUCCAUAAAGGCCAGGUGCAAGACUAAUAGUUGUCCAGGUCUUCCACCUGAGCUGUGCAUGUCUGUAGCUGCUUCAGUUACUAUGGUGUCUUGGCUUCUUCUCUGAUGAAUGCUCUCAUUCCCCACCCUGUUAGUUUAGGUGGAUGGUCAUGUCUUGGUCGGUUAGCAGCUGAGCCAUACUGUUUCUGUUUUCAGAUGAUGGAUUGAACAGUGCUCUGUGAGAUGUUCAUUGUUGGAGAUGUUGUUUCAUAACCUAACCCUGCUUUGAACUUCUUCACAACUCUCUCCCUGACCUUCCUGCUGUGCUCCUCAGACUUUUUUACACUGAUUUUUCCCUAGUUUUCUCUGACCAAACGUUCACUGAUAAAGACAUUUGGUUGCACAGGAUUCAAUUUAGGGGCAUCAGAGUAACUGAAUACAAAAGGAGGCCAUGCUUUUGGAUUGUCAUGCGGAUUUUCAUUUGUCAAAGCAACCUUUCUACUUAAAUUUUCUCCAUUUUGUGUUGGUCUAUCACAUAAAAUCCCUCUGAGAUUCGCUUAAAUUUGUUGUUACCUAAAAAGAGUAAAAACAAAACUCAAGGGGUAUGAAUAUGUUUUUGCACAAGUACUGCACAAAAGAAACCCCACAAACAACAGGGUCACUAAUUGAGGAGAUUACUGUCAAUGACUAAAAUAUUAGCACAAGCUUUAUAUGAUGUCUGUUAUUUAGCAGCCUGUUAGCAAAAGCACUUUUACUUCAAAAGGCUCAACUAUGUAGUUCAGUUAAUGAGAUGAAAUGCAAACAAAUAUAUUUGACAUAUGUGACUUAAGGGUAUGCUCAUUUUGUUUGACUAAAUCUUUGAUUCUUCUGCCUAAUCUUGUGGGUUAGUAACGUAUUAAUAGUUGUCAAAUAUCACCCGCAAUAACUCUAUCAAAGUUACCAUUCCUUAGAGGUGAUCAUGAAUAUACUCCCUUAUGUCAUGUGCUCCCUGAAUAUGAUGAAUAAUUUAUUGGAUGUACUGUUGGAGGUUUUUGAGUGUCUGUGUUGUUUGAAGAGAAAACAUGGCUCCAAUGUAAGUGAACCAUACUACCUUCAUGCAUUUGUGUCAUUUAACUCCCACCUACAGUAUACUCCGAUCAAAAUUAUGUGAUAACUCUAGUGUUUGUCGUCUGCCUUGGGUGAACUGUUGUUUUAAACGUCAUGUUUUAUCUGGAUAUUUCGGGUAAGUCUGAGUCAGUAAUAAAAUGCAAGAUGAUUGUUUUUCUCACAUUAGAUUUUUUUUCUAUAUAGUGAGUGGUUUAUCAUCAUCUGUCUGUCUUCCUCGCUGCUUCUUGGCAGACUCAAACCUACUAACUUUGAGCUGUUAGUAAGCUGUUGGGCUUGCCUAAACCUCAUUACUUUUUUAAUGACAAAAUAUCUUACACCAGACUACUAAAAGUGCUGUAUGAAUAUAUUAAUAUUGUGCUGUCUGUCUUUUGUUACACAGCAAACUUCUUUUAAUCCCCGCGUUUUUAUUAUCAUAUAUAUGUUUGGUUCUUUUUAUGUUUGUGUGCAGAGAAAUCAUCUGAAUCAGCUGCUGUAGCAUAACUCAGUGUUUGAUGUUCAGGUAAUUUAUGCUUUUAUUUAUCCCAUUCCUUGUUUUAAUCUACUGAAGCAUAAGUAGGCCAUUUGAUUUAAAAAUAAUAGUAAUAUUGCACAAAGAUAUGUAUUCACAACAUGCAAAAAAACAGAAAAAACAGAUGAGUAAAAACUAAUAAAUAAAGCAAGAACAGCUGAGGAUACAAAAUGAUCUCUGAGGAAACCUCAUUGUUGUUUAGCCUCUCUGAUGGUGUGAUUUCCUAAUAUGCAUUUGAUUGAACAGCAUAACAUAUUAAAUAAAUAAUGGCAUCAGCCAGCAUUUAUAAAUAAUGUAUAUAAAUGUAUACCCUUUACAUUCUAUAUUCAUAUCUAGUUUGUAUAAUGUAAAUAGCAAUUAAAGAUUUAGUCAGAUUAAACAAGUUAAUGUAAUCAUUUUCAAAGUGCUUUUAAACCUUGUUGUCCUUCAAUUUAUGUCUAUUUUCUUGUAUCCCUAUAUUUUAAUAUGUUGCUGGCAGUUAUUGUACUGUAAAUGACGUUGCAAUAAAGAUUAUGGGGUAACAUGA